This is a messenger RNA of Oncorhynchus masou masou (cherry salmon), 3508 nucleotides long. RefSeq names its product fibroblast growth factor 12b (gene fgf12b). Gene Ontology annotation, molecular function: growth factor activity; sodium channel regulator activity. The record is from RefSeq and is a predicted model, not a curated record. Bases 461 to 1111 code for a protein of 216 amino acids. Gene Ontology annotation, biological process: regulation of voltage-gated sodium channel activity. The transcript has 5 exons. Lineage: Eukaryota; Metazoa; Chordata; Actinopteri; Salmoniformes; Salmonidae. Gene Ontology annotation, cellular component: cytoplasm; nucleus.
CCUCUGAUAUGCCCUGGUAUCACUCACGCCCACUAUAGCCUACCACCAAGGAUGAACAAGGCGCAUUACCUCAUCCACGGCGAUGCUGUCACUCUACCUUGCGGUUUAACUUUAGCGUGCGCGCUUGAACCAGGGGACACCUCGUUUUACGUCUGCUAGUAAAACCGAGAAGAGGCAUAGACUAUGGGAAAUUAUUCUGAAGUCCUUGUGGCAUAGUUUGAAAUUCAUGGCGCCAUGGGUGUUUUUGUUGGAAUUCUCAUCAAUGAAAAAUAUAUCAGGAUGUGUCGGUGUAAUGUAUCGCGUCGGUUUGUCGAGGUUUUUCUGUGGUUUUCGAUCUGCUGAGGGAAGCCAGGGAUCUGGAUCGCACGGUGAUCGACAUGAGGUGGCUGUACUUCAAUAACCUCCACCGUAAUAGUGUCAGAUUGCGUGAAUUGACGAAGAAACACUACAACCCAAAUCAAUGAAGAUUCCGAGGCUUUUCCUGAAGAAAGGUGUGCAUAUGCUGCAGUGUCUCUGUGGAAAGCGAUCGAAGUCGACUACAACCACGAGCGAGCCGCAGCUGAAGGGCAUUGUGACUCGACUGUUCAGCGAGCAGGGCUUCUACCUGCAGAUGAAACCGGAUGGCACUAUAAAUGGGACCAAGGACGAGAACAGCGACUACACUCUGUUUAACCUCAUCCCAGUGGGGCUGCGGGUGGUAGCCAUCCAGGGGGUGAAGGCCGGGCUCUACGCAGCCAUGAAUGGAGAGGGCUUCCUCUACACCUCAGACUUGUUCACAGUAGAGGCAAAAUUCAAGGAGUCUGUUUUUGAGAACUACUAUGUCAUCUACUCAUCGACGCUGUUCCGGCAGCACGAGUCUGGCAGGGCCUGGUACCUGGGCCUCAACAAGGACGGCGUUGUCAUGAAGGGCAACCGGGUGAAGAAGACCAAGCCCUCCUCACACUUUGUGCCCAGACCCAUCGAAGUUUGCAUGUACAAAGAGCCAUCGCUGCAUGACAUCGAGGAGAAGGGACGCUCACGAAAAAACUCAGGGACUGAGGCUCCCACUCUCCUGAACGGAGGAGAAAAAGUGGUGGGGCAGAACUCCACAGAGCAGGAUGGUGGCUCAUAGCCUGCACAUCGCCCCACGUAUUUCUUACACCUUGUUCAACAACAACAACAACGACCAUAAACAACAACAACAACAAACAACAACAACAAAAAUAGAAGAAAAAUCAUACAAUUACGAAAUUCUUGCCUGUGAAAUAUUUUAGAAAAAAGGGAGAAAAUAUUUUUAAAUCAGGACAUUGAAUUGACAUUUUAUGCAAAAGCCUGAUAUGAGUGUGGCACCAGGGAGUUCGUCCUCCUCAUCAUGACAAUGUCAAUGUUUCAAAGCUUUAAACCAUGGUAGUUCACACACGUUGAUUUUAUGAAUGCAACAGCACUUUCACAUACUACUUGUGUCGUUAGAAUCAUGAAUUAGCAUGGUAUUGUAAUUGAUUUAGGGCUUUAUUCAAACAGAUCAGCUUUAGUCGACAUCCACAUAGCAGUUGUUUCGGCGGUGUCGGAGGUGGAACUGCGUUAGAGCUGUCAAAUCGACAAGAGGCUCCUGGCAUUAUACCUAAAACAGACAUUGCCGUUUAAGAGAAAUGUUCGAACACUGGAAUGUGAGAUGUCAUUUACACCUCGAUUAGGCUGAUCCUCCUAAUUUUGUUUUAAAUUUGAGUGUCAUUAUUUCUGUAUAGCCUACACUUUCUCGUUCUGAACUUGGGUGUGGCUUCGUGACAAUGAUCAAGAACAGCUGCUCACUGAUUUGACAGCUCCAACCCAGUUACACCUUCAACACGGCCAAAACAUCAGCUGUGCGGUUGUCGGCUAUAGCCAGUUAACGCUUGAUCUGAUUGAAUCUAGGCCUAAGGCUCUUUCCCCUCUUCCUCCUAUCAUUACUAUAAUUUUCCUUUUGGGUUGGGGAAGGAGGGUCAUGGAUGGGGUAAAGGCAGGGGUUUGGUACGGGGAGGUUCUUCUGCAGACACUGCCGUCAGAGGGGCAUAGGCGUGUAUCACGAAUCCUGCUCUCUGAUUUGCUAUGAUGCCCUCAUUUGGAAGGAGGCGGGCAAGGGGUAUCACUGGGGUAGGGGGGGGGGGGGGUCACGGUACUCCACAGUACCAGUCAUCUGUUGGGCUUGAUGGAGUUAGCUACCUUUCCAACAUUAGGCUGGUCACAUGGUACACUUUAGUAUUAUUGUUAGCCACUUGAGCUGAUAGUGCAGCCACUCACAGAGCUGUCACAUGCCAUGGUCAAGAUGUCUGGGGUGCGGUCAUGCUGGUCCAGAAUUAUCUGUGAGACAGACAUGUAGAGUUCUGAUACUGCACAUAGUACAGUAGUGAAGGGGUACACAGAUGUUUUUUAAGCCAAGAAACAUUAUGUACCAUAUGAAAUUCUAAAAAGCAUUUGAUCGAAAGACCCAGACAAUGAUUUGAAUGUGAGAGAUGUGAUGGACACACUUGAAGGAUCCUGAAUGAGGGGACAGCUAGGGCUAACGAGAGCAGUCAAAGGUCAAACCCUGAUGUCAUAUGUCAUGAUACUUACUGCUGUCAUCAAAACCUGAGUUCCACACCCAGGUAUACCUUCAGACAUCAUCCAGGAAGUCCUUCAUAUUUCAGUGGGACCUCCACUUAUAAUAGCAAUCUAGAUUUUUGUGAGUUGUGCUAAAAGCACAGACUGCUUUCUCAACCAUCCAAAUCAUACAAUGUGUCAUUGUAUAAACCUCAGCAUUCCUGUGUGAUAAGUUGCACUACUGGGAAUCUGUUAUACACUGCCCUGAUUCAUUGUAGACUCUGGAUCCACUGCUGGGAAUAUCUAUACGCACUGCCCUAUAUCCUAUUGUCUUAUUAUCUCUUUACUUAUCACAGUUAAACUCAUCAUGACUCGGUCAACCAACACUGGAGGAGAGUUUUUAGAUAUGUUUAAAUUAGCCUAUCAAGGAGUCAUGAGGUCUAUGAGGUUGUCUCUGAUUGGCUGCUGUGCUGAAGGAGGCCUGGCCUGAAAACGGGUUCCCCCCUGAAUUUUCUUUGUGUAAAUUGGUGAUUUUGCAUUUAAUUGGUGUACUACUACUCCACUAAGGAGAGAAAUUAUCCAAUCACUCCUCUGAGAAGUCUUCCAUUGUGGAAAAUGACACCAGCACUAGGACUAGUUGUGUUGGAGAGUUGGGUCAUUGAUAUGAGGUCAGGUCCAUGGCAUACAGGCAAUGAAUGGUAUGGGGGCAAAAAGAGCCCUGCCUAAAUGUGUACCGGUGUGUUUGGAUAUCUCAUCAAGGAGGUAGGCCCUUUGUCGAUCUCAACCUGAUCAUGAUGGGUAUAACAGAAGGGUGCGAUUAAUGCCAUAUUUACGGUAAAUGGUCUUUCUAUGUGUUUGCUAAUGUUUGCACCUUUAUUGAAACACCUUCAUAUGCAUAAUAUAAUAGAAAAACAUUGCAAAUAAACAGCAGGAUGAAAAAUAUAACUGAACAAUAAAAAAUAAUGAUACCAAA